UGUUCUCCCCUUGUCGUUCUUUCUUUUUAUUGUUUGUAAGAAAUUCUUAUUGAUAGCGGGGGAGAGGGUGUGAAGCCUUUGGAGCCAGCUUUGGCCCUCUCCCCUCCCUCAACCAUUGGCGCUUCAAACGCUAUAUCCUAUUUCUUAUUUACCCCAGCUCGUUCUCUUCUCCUCCGUGCCAUUGUGAAGACUCCUGUUUUCUGUCUUCUCCAAGCCCUGCAACGUUCGAAAGCUCGGGCUUCUUUCCGCCCUUUGGCAGCCUUAAAAAUCUUUCGUUAUUCUCCCAUUCCCCGAAAAUUUCAAGUUUCUAUCGUGAAUUUAAUCCCUUUAGCUGUAUCUUUUGCAAAGAUCUGGUUUUCACUUCCACCCUUGGCUCUUUACGCGGUUCUGCUUUUAUUAGAAGGGCUCUCGAGGUCCGAAACCGAAUCGGUUCUUGGUUUUUCGGGGCUUUUGGUUGGGAUUUGUUGGAAAAAUCUGAUCUUGUGGGAAGUUUCUUGUUGGAUCCGUCGGAUUUCUUGCCAACGUGCCUGACUUUUGUGUCGUUUGGGCUCUGGGAGUCGGAAGACCUAGAAAAGAUUGGAUCUUGACUGCUUGUUCUCGGAAAUUUUAAUGGGGAAUUGCUGCGCCGCGCCCGUUGAUCCCUCGAAGAAGAAGGCGAGGAAGAAGAAGGACAAGAAGCCGAACCCGUUCUCCAUAGAUUACAACCGGGGUCCGUCCCAGGGUGGCAAGCUCGUCGUCCUCAAAGAUCCCACCGGCCGGGACAUCGAAAACCGGUACGAGCUCGGCCGGGAGCUGGGCAGGGGGGAGUUCGGCAUCACCUAUCUCUGCACCGAUAAGGAGACAGGGGGGCUCUUUGCUUGCAAGUCCAUCUCCAAGAAGAAGCUGAGGACCGCCGUGGACAUCGAGGAUGUGCGGCGGGAGGUGGAGAUCAUGAGGCAUUUGCCGAGGCAUCCCAAUAUCGUCAGCCUCAAGGACACCUACGAGGAUGAGGACGCCAUCCACCUCGUGAUGGAAUUGUGCGAGGGAGGGGAGCUGUUCGACCGGAUUGUUGCGAGGGGGCACUAUACUGAACGGGCCGCCGCGGUGGUCACCCGGACCAUCGUCGAGGUCGUACAGAUGUGUCACAAGCAUGGAGUGAUGCACCGAGACCUCAAACCUGAGAAUUUCUUGUUUGCUAACAAGAAGGAAACUGCCCCACUCAAGGCAAUCGAUUUUGGGUUGUCUGUAUUUUUCAAACCUGGUGAGUGCUUCAAUGAGAUUGUGGGAAGUCCUUAUUACAUGGCCCCAGAGGUUCUAAAGCGAAAUUAUGGCCCAGAAAUAGAUGUAUGGAGUGCUGGGGUUAUCCUAUACAUUCUUCUUUGUGGUGUACCUCCAUUUUGGGCAGAAACUGAACAAGGUGUUGCUCAGGCAAUUAUCCAUUCUGUGAUAGACUUUAAAAGAGAUCCAUGGCCUAAAGUUUCCAAUAAUGCCAAAGACCUUGUAAGGCAGAUGCUUGAUCCAGAUCCAAAGCGGCGGCUAACUGCUCAACAGGUGCUCGAACAUCCUUGGUUGCAGAAUGCUAAAAAGGCACCAAAUGUUCCUUUAGGUGAAACUGUUCGUGCCAGACUCCAACAGUUCUCUGUAAUGAACAAAUUUAAAAAGAGAGCUCUAAGGGUGGUAGCUGAACAUUUAUCUGUGGAGGAAGUAGCAGACAUAAAGGAAAUGUUUGAGAAGAUGGACGUAAAGGGCAAUGGGAGGAUCACACUGGAAGAGUUGAAAAGUGGUUUUCAUAGACUUGGGCACCAGAUCGCAGAUGCAGAUGUUCAGAUAUUAAUGGAAGCUGCUGAUGUUGAUGGAAAUGGUGCCUUGGACUACGGAGAAUUUGUUGCUGUAUCAAUUCAUGUGAAGAAGAUGGGGAAUGAUGAGCACCUGUGCAAAGCCUUUUCCUACUUUGAUCAGAACAAUAGUGGAUACAUAGAAAUUGAAGAACUCAGGAAUGCCUUAGCUGAUGACUUGGGUCCAAAUCAUGAGGAAGUCAUUAAUGCCAUCAUCUGUGAUGUAGAUACCGACAAGGAUGGGAGAAUCAGUUAUGAGGAGUUUGCAACAAUGAUGAAGGCGGGCACAGAUUGGAGAAAGGCAUCGAGGCAGUAUUCACGGGAGCGGUUCAAUAGCCUCAGCUUGAAGCUGAUGAUGGAUGGAUCUUUGCAGCUGACAAGUGAGGGUAGAUGAAUAUGGAGAAGAUUUAUACUCUUGGAUUCCAAAGUGGGAGUCCUUUUUGUUGAUCUUGCAAUAUUCUUUAUAGAUUUCUUUUUUCCCCUCUUAAUUGAGGACACUAAGUCUUCUCAACAUGUUCUUGUUUCUUGUUUUCAAGUCAGCAGGGGGAUGGGUAAAGGUUUAUGUUUCACCAGAUGUAUGGAACAAAAAGGGGAGGUCACUGGGGCUUAUAGUUGUAAACAUAUGUGUAGUAUCAACAAUUUAACGCACUGGGUUCAGUGUUGCAAUUUGGACGACAUGGAUGCUACUUGGAGAUUUAGGUCUCAUGCCUUGAAAUUGUUUCAGUAUAUUAUCCCACUAUUGUAAUGCUUUUUCAAUCUGAGCAAGCUAUUCCAGUUUUAAUUCCUGUUA
This is a messenger RNA of Phoenix dactylifera (date palm), 2604 nucleotides long. Its product is annotated as calcium-dependent protein kinase 20-like. Gene Ontology annotation, biological process: protein phosphorylation. NCBI's taxonomy places the organism in Eukaryota, Viridiplantae, Streptophyta, Magnoliopsida, Arecales, Arecaceae. The record is from RefSeq and is a predicted model, not a curated record. Gene Ontology annotation, molecular function: calcium ion binding; protein kinase activity; ATP binding.